GCAGCACUGCGAGCAUCACCAGUGGACGGGAUACACCCGCUGCAAGCAGAGUGAGGCGACGAGGAAAGGAUGGAAUACACACUGAUGAGGAAGCAGCAGCAACAACAACAACGGGGAAACAUGGAAUAAAAAGAGCAUUUAUAGCGUCUCCUUUGCUCUUCACUUCUGUUUGGAGCAUCCCACAAGCAGAUCACCAGUGAAAACACAUACAUAUGAUAUAUAUAUAAAAUUCCUAUACAUAUAUAUCAAAUUAUGCCUGUUUUCAAAGAAGCUGCAGCCGGACAAAGGACUUAAUUGACAGCAAAAUGUAUGAAAAUUGGGGGAUAAUGUGCAACAUUUGCUUAAAAACUGUUGCAUAUUAAUGCUUUAAGCUUUUUUGUAAUUCAUUCUUUUUUUUUUGUUCUCAGUGGGGAAAAAAGACAAAUUAAAAAAAAAUAUAUAUACAUUGAUGCUAACGGAAAAAUUGAAAAACCUGCCAACUGAAUAGUUGAACCAGCAAGAGCGAAGCUCUUCUGCUGCACGCAGCUCUAUAUUUCCAAAAGGGGGCUUCUUUUGAAAACAGGAUAUUUUUUGAUCUGCCCUCGGUGCCACUCUGCUGUUUGGCUGUCGCAUCUCCACUUGUCUUUGUCAUCCAGCUGGGCUGCGGGAAUAUUUAUUCCAGCAAGGCUCGUGCAAGUGCGCUGGCUGAAAGUGCAAAGGGCAGUCCACGGGCUCUCUGACCUCACAGUGAUAUUUCCUCAGCAACAACAAACAGCCCUACUUAGAGGCUGUGGGCAAACAGUAAGGUAAGUUGUGGAAGAGACAGAAAAAGAGAAAAUUAUAAAAUAGAGAAGAUAGAGCGAGAUCAGAGUGUAAAGAAAGAAAAGAAAAGACUGAGCCAAACACAGGAGCAGACACAGCCAUUAAAGAACAAACCACUCCACUCCUGGUCAAGUAUUUCCGACAGGUUUAUCUUUCUCACGGCUACUCCAGAGUCUCGGCUGCAGCAGCACCAAGACAUUAAGAUCACAACAUCAGCCCUCCCCUUUCUCCCCCCCUCUCUCUCAUCUCUCCUCGCCUAAGCACUUGAAGGGCAGGACUGAGCGGGCUGAUAGACAGAGUACCCAGCUGGUGUCCUGGGUCUGUUAGAGACCCUGGGAUCCACGGAGAGGAGGGGUUUCAGUGGAGCACACACAGAGCAGCAGCAACAGGAGCCCGGUGCCCGCAGAGCACGAAAAACCACUGGACUCUUGUGGGUCGCUUAAAAGAGACUGACACUGACAGUGUGCUAUCACCAGGGGGAUUGGAGCUGUAUGUGUUCACAAAGUGAAUGUGAGAUUACGUGUACGCGAAAACACGCCUCAGGUGCAAGAGGGACGCUUUUGGACUGUAAUCACCACAGGAUUUUAGCUUGACGAGACCCUGGAGUAAUUUCCCCAAAAAAACAGAACAGCUGUUGUUACCUGUUGGCUCUGACUGGAAAUAGAAAGGAACUAUCCAAUACUGUCUUUAGUCAUAAAAGCUGAAUAUUUAACAAUACAAAAACUUCAGUGGAUGAAAGACUGGAGCUGCGCUUCUAGGAGAGGAAGUAAACACCCACCAAAGUGGACUCAGGUGACAGCAAAAAGAUGCCCACUACAAAAAUAAAAAAGCUUUCUGUGAGCGCCGACGGUGAGAGUAAGAGGAUGAUGGAUGCAAGUUAAAUCUCAAGAGGGAGUAGUGGGUGACGAAGACAACUUAAGUGAAAAACUAUUGAUCAGAGUUUUUUUAUUCCCUUUUCUUUCUUUUUAAUGAUAUCGCAACUGAUUUGGCUCCAUUGCCGAGCAUUAGAGUUUUUUCCCCACACCGGAAUAUGAGUCCAUCUUUGGAGUGAAAAGUUGGGAACCCAUGACUGCCUGCAGGUUUCAGAGAUAUCUGCCUUUACAGCUAGCAACAUCAGGACCCCAGACUUCCCACUUUUUGCGGAUUAUUCGUUCACUCUGCGGGGGAGCUUACUGUCAGAAAUGCCAGAGGCGAGUUCAUCCGUAGGUAACGCGGCCUCCUAAACUGGAUUCCCUCCAAGCCACCAGCUUUGGAUUUGUCUACAACCGCCUCUGCUGUCUGCUGAUGACAUAUGGCUUUGUAAAAGGUGCUUUCAGUUGGAACUGUCAUUAACUCUUACACAUCAGGACUAACAUCACAAGAUACUGGAGUAAGACCAAGAUGGCUGCCAUCAUUCAUCCACUCUUGGUGAACUUAUCUUUAGCCGUCCUCCUGGGUUUGAUCUCUCUGGGAGGUCUGAACUUUCAGCCGUCAGGUCAGGCUUUGGCGCAGUUCUCUUCCAACAACCAGACAACAGAACCAUCUACGUCACCAGAAGCAGCGCUAAUAACCCCGACACCAGACACAGAGGAGCAAGCAGGUCCGACUGGGGAUAACCGCUGUUGGGGUUACUAUGAUGUGAUGGGCCAGUGGGACCCACCUUUUAACUGUAACGCAGGUAUCUACCUGUUCUGUUGCGGAUCCUGCUUCUACCGCUUCUGCUGCCAGUUCAAAAUCCACAGUUUGGAUCAGACAUCCUGUUCAAAUUAUGACACACCUGUGUGGGCAAACACGGGACGACCGGUGGCACCUGUUACAGAAGCCCAGGAGGAACCGGACCGGGAUCGGACCCACAUGAUUGUGUAUAUUAUCUGUGGAGUGGUGGCCAUCAUGGUGCUGGUGGGGAUUUUCACCAAACUUGGGCUGGAGAAGAGUCAAGGAGGGCAGACCGACAUGACCAACUCUAGGACUUUGACAGAGCUUCUGAAGCAACCCGGGGAGGGCGGAGCAGUGGAUGGUACUGGUGUUCAUCAUCCUAUAGGCACAAACGGCAUCUCUGCCAGAGCGCUGCGCUCCAACAAUGAUCACAACCAUUUAAACAAUGCAGCUUUAUCUCCUCUGGGUCCAGCCAUGGCUUUGUCUCACCCUCACAACAACCUGGGAAUUGGCUUUAACAAGUAUGCCUCACUCAAGGCUGUGGACACAACUCCAAGAGACUACUACAAGAGCUACCCAAUGGUAGACUACACCCACCGCCAGUCUCCUCCCACCUUCCAGCCUAUCAACUUCCACCCCAAGGACAAGCCCUUCCUCCCACCACCAGAUGUCCAUGCACCUUUAGCCAUUACCAUCAACGCCUCCCAGAUCCCCAAACCUAAGAUCUCCAAGACCAACACUCACCCACUCACCUCCAGCUCAGCCUUCAAAGCAUGGGACCCAAGUAAGAGCCACAUUCAGCACCCGGCAGCCUCCCACAUGGGCCUUGGCGGGCAACAGCAUCACCCUAUCCAACAGCAGCAGCACCAGACACUGCACCAACAGAACAGCAGGCGCCAGGCCUACUCCAACAAGAGGCAGUUCAGCAUUGAAACGCUGCCCGAGCUCUUCUCGCAGCCGCUGGGCUACGGCCAUUCGCCGCAUAUGCACCCCAAGCACAAGGGACUGGCCACUAACAGCAAAACAGAGGUCACUGUGUGAACAUGGGGCAGGAUUGAUGAACAGACAGAAGACAAAAAUGGAGCAGUUGAGGGGAAAUGUUCUAAUAUCUUUUAUAUCCUCAGUUAUAAUGGUGUGCUGGAGCAAGCAAAUAUCGUAUCUGGAAUUUUUUUAACUCUGCAUUUUCCUUGUCAUUGUUACCAAGAAUAACAAUAAUGUGAGUGAUAUUUGUGUACUUUUAUGACCACUAAAGCAAAACAGAUAAGUUGCAGAUAAGCUGUGAAGGUGGUGGAUUAGUGGAUUAUUUGCUUUGACUCUUUGAACCCAGCAGCGUCUCUAAAUAAUUGAGUGGCAGUUGGCACAGCUCUCUCCUCCGUCUCCUCUCAAGCCCCUUGUACCUCGGUGACAUUUUGCUCAGGUGCCGAGUGCCCUUCCACUAUGUACAAAUGUUCAAAUUCAACUCAUACACGCUUUACCCCUCAAACUGGCCCAGACUCUAACACUGACAGGAGAGGAGGGUAGAGGCGUGUGUCCCCCAAGACUCUAGCUUCCCAUCAGUAGACACAAUGCCAUUGUGUUGUCACCACUCAUUGCCCUCCAGCCCUCCAAAGAAUGAGAUAUCAGCCUCGCAAUUCAUACUAGAGUGGAGGGCAGGAUAGUGUGGGAGGGAUUCAUCUCAUUCCAGGCGCAAGUGAGAUGAGAAAGAUAAGAAUAAAUGAGGAAUGCAUACACAUGUACAUACUACACACUUGUCAAAAAUUAUACAAGGUUCCCAGCAGUGUCAAGGGACCACAGAAAACCCCACCUCCAUCCGAAAAACUGGGCAAAUGAACAAGCUGGCCCUUUAGUUAUUUGUGGCAGCAUGUUGAACAGCAAAUUUCAGUCACAGUCUCUUGUGACGUGGUGGAUAUUUUUACCUCUACAUGAAGCCGAGGAUGUGUUACAAUACCUAGAAAAGGGGCAAAGGGAUCAUCCCGAAAUGUCAUUGCAAAGUCAGUGAAUUCUUUCCAUUUCACAAAUGCAUCACAGAAAAGUCAGUUAAUCCUGCACAUUAGUACAGACAUGGAUUUUCUCUGACCCCAGAAUUUCGCUUUGUUAUUUUUGGUGCCAUACAUUUGCAAAGAUACAUUUUCAUAAUUAGACACUAAUGAUUAACAUAAUUCUGGAUGUAGGAAGAGAGUGAUGUGAUGCAUUCAGAAACCUUUUUCCCUGCUGUUUGAUGCAUGGAGAUAUUUCUGCAAAACUAACAUAAUCUGAAAGGCUGAAACCAACUGUACAUAGUACACUGCAGUUUACUUCACUUCCUCUUAACAAAGUGCUCAAACACUAUAAGUUAAUAACUGCUUCCACGUGCAUACACAGCAGCAUAAAUCAGUGGAUUUCUGGGAGAUAACGCUUCAAACUGUUGAAUACUGACAUAAAAAAUUAACCAGGUAUAAAUCGAGAGAUUUAUACCAAGGGCCAAAAGUAGAAAUUAAUACCCAUUGAUAAUACCCAUUGAUAAUCAUAAUAAUACCCAUAAUCAUUAAUACCCAUUGAUAAUCAUACGUGGUAACGUAACAACCCGUAACAACCCGUCGAUGCUCAUUCUACAUUUUAAUAAAUAAAUUAUAUCUUUUUAUCUUAGAAAAAAUCCCUUUUUGUUUCAAUUUGGUUUGCUGUCUCUCUAUGUUUGGUGAACACAGGAGUUCUGCACCAGCUAAUUGUUAAUUUAUCUUAUUUAUAGGUUGUGUCUUCUUAGCUAGCUUGCUAGCCAUGAAUAAUAGCAUUUAAAAAAAUACAUUAAACAAAACAAAUGUUAGUUAUCAGCUUUAUCACGAGUGUAGUUAGCCAUCAACUCUUUUUUCACUUUUAGUUAAUCUUAGAAAAACCUUUUUGAAGAUUUUCACCAAAUUCUUGCAACAAUGUCAGCUAGCAUAAAUUUGGCAUGACCCUUACAGGCACAAUAGCUAAACACAAGGAAAUAAUGGAAAUUUGCCCAUGUUAAAAGUUCCAACCAUAAAAGGCACCUUUUGUACCUUUACCUAAUUGCUAUUCCAGAGGAGUAACUAGAAAUACUGUUUUUUUAAAGUAGAAUUUCUAGAGUAGUUUGCCAAAUAGCAGUUUUUUGAUAGCUUAAGUAUAAAAAAACGCAAUAAUGCUUUCAUCCUUCAAAAUCCCUUACCAUCCCACCACUUAUUUCCAAUUCCUCCUCCUCAAUAUAGACCAAUCCAACAGCCAGUCUGACUCACUGAUUGAAUUCACCUUCAUUUGUUAUCACUGGGACACCAGCUAUUCCGCAGUGCAUAUGCCUGGCUCAUGCUACAGCGCAUCCGGCAGGUGGUGGAACCUCAUCAAACAGCACCGCUUAACAGAGUCGCACAUUAUUUGGCACUUUUUCUCUCUUUCCCUCCCUUUCUGUCUCUCCAUCUAUCUCUCUUCUUUCACUCUGUAUCUCACUUGCUUUCUCUUACUUGUAGUGUCCUAGCAGACUUUCUUCUACUGCCCGACCUCCCUUUGUGCAUCCAUAUCCAGGAAGGGUUGAGCAGUGGGUACGAAGCACUCUCCCUGAUGUUUGGUACCCACUGCUCCAAGCUGUUGUAAACGUGAUAGCCUCACUGGGUCUUCAUAGUGUGUUUGAGCAUGUACAAGGAGAAAACUAUAAUUAAUGACAGAGCCAGUCAAAGCAUGGCAGGCUCCAGAUUCAUCCUCACUACACCACACCGCACAAGCGCUCACACAAAAACGAUUACAUUCAUACGCACAUGCACAAGCUAGCAUCCACAAACACAAGCUGUGGCAUCAAUGACCAAAUGCUUUGCAAUAUAUUAUUCAUAUCUGGAGAUUUGCUGAUGCCAAGCUUAAAGAAGUAAAGUGGAUUUUAUGUAAGACAGAUUUAAAUUUUUAAGAAGAUUUUGUUUGUAUGUUUUACUUGCCAGCAGAAAUGUCAGUCAGCCAAAUUCCCCAAUUUGCAUCUCAAUUUUAUUGGAGCUGUGAAUGUGCACAAGCGAAUAAAAUGAGCAGCAGGGUAAAACUUUAACGAGCAAGAAUCAAGUAGCAGUAUAAUGCUCGCUUGUAAUGCUGCAAUGGCUUCUCCACUUUACCUCUCCAAGAUGUGAAAAACCUGUUAGGCAAGCUGUUGGACUGGUGGUAGGGGAUGGCAUGCUUUUGUAAUAGGGGAUCAGUAGAGAAUGGGGAUCAUGAAUACAAAAGCAUCAAUGGGAUAUGCAUGCUGUGAAUAUGCAUCAAACACAUCUGUGCUUAUGCUUUCGCCAGCACUGCACAGUAUUCAGUGCACCACAGUGCCGCAGCUUCUCUUGCGUGGCUUCACCAUCUCUUUGACUUUUAUUUUCUCGAGGUGCCACAUUUUUUAGUGGGUCACUUCAUAUGAAAAGCUUUCUGGCCUCUAAAAUCCCUACCAAACCGUUCUGUGGGCUCUCUCCCUAAUCAGUCGGAAUGCAUAAGAGGUUGAGAAUAAAUAAGGAAUGACAGCGAGUAAACAAGCAAUAUGCAUCAGUGAAGCAAUAAGCGCUAAACCUCCCUCGCCCUAUCUCUCUCUUUCUGUUUGCCUAUUUGGAAGCCUCCUCAGAGUUUAAGGCUGGGUGCUAAAAAGGGCACGGGUGUCCUUAUUAGCCACGUCAGAGCUGAGUGAAAGAAUGAGCUGUGCAGAGGGCUUGAGACAAAAAAAUGAAGGCGAUGAGAUGAGAAAAGAGAAACGUGGCUGUACGAACACAGCCGAUAUCGCGAUGGUUGUUUUUCAUUCUGACUUGUCUGGGUGGUCUAAAAACAUUCAUUCUGGGUCUUAUCUCUGUGCAUUCAAGCAACCAGCUAUCAAAAACGCUUUGUGACUGUAGCUGGGAGUCGAAUAUGGUGUUUACUCUGAUUUGCACAACAACAAAAUCAGGAACUGGACCUUGUACUCACUGCCUGGCCUCAGAGGGCGUGAAGCUUGUGCUACCCAACAACUCGGAGGUUGAACAGAAUGCCAACACAGGCUCCAGGAUUUGCAAUUAAGGAGCAGAGUUAGUCCUUCAGGACAAGCAAAGCCUGAGGACAGGCUACCAGCAAAGUGAAAGAGACUGGCAACUUGAAAGCUUUGCUCGGAUUUUGUUAGCUGUCAUGUCUCGCGGAGAUGGCUGACAGCGAGCGCUGUGAACGCCUGCUUCUUGAAUUGUUCAUUUUGUGAGAUCCGUAUCACAGCUGCAAUCUUGCUGAUGUACUGGAAAACAAUGGCACCUUUCAGUGUUAAUUUCCCAAUGGACAGCGAAUGGACAGUGAAGGAUGUGUUUUUACAUCAACGAUGGAUGAACCUUAAUGACUCCCUUCAAGCAAAUGACAUACAUGUACCAACAUCCACACACACCUGAAACAAGACACAAGAGCCACAGACGUAUAACGCUACUUAUAUCCUAAACACAAAGUCUCCAACUUUGUGAUAUGAAGCAGGACCAAAAGCCUUGAAUCAGGAGAAACUGAGUACACCUAACUGAUGCUUAAACAUCCAAAACGGUGAGAAUGCUGGGACUGCUUUGGAUCAUCAGCUUAGAGUGAAUUUACUCAAUCUCUCCUGAUUACGACAGACUGUGGCAUUGCUCGCUCGAGUCAGAGCUAACUGACUGUUGUUUGUAAAACUUCCUCUCUAUAAAAGAAUCAUCAAGUAUUCUACGGCAGGUUAUCUGAAUGCAACCUGGUAGACAUACUUGGGCUCCAUGAUCCCGAGCAAUAUAUAGAUUAUGUUGUAUGGUUCGAUUGUUUCUUUGUUUUCUGUCCGUUUUUGUACGGUGUUUUUCAAUGAUUGACCAACGGAAAAAUUUUGAAGAGCUUCCAGAUUUCAUGGCCGCACCCCUUGCCCCCGCCCCUCGCAAUCACCUAGCACAUGCCAUACAAUGUAACGUCAAGCAGAUGAAUUACAUUAUAUGCCAUGUGUUUGAAGCUUGUACGGUAUACAUGCACUCAUAUAUUUAAUGUUAAAUGAUAUUGCAUUGUAUCCAAGUGCUUUGCCAACACAUUCGCUGAAAGUGAAAGGAAGACUCAGCGGUUUCUUGUACAGCUUUUGCAUCUGCAAAAAAAAAAAAAAAGACAAAGACAAAAAAAAAAGUAAUGCGUCGUCUCAUAAUAAUUUGUAAUAGGCAGCAAUAGGCUGCCUUGGAUUGCUAUGUAAUACUUGUGUUUAUAUGUAUCCUAUACCAUUUGUCUGCUGUGAAAUUCGUUGACUACUCAGCUUACAUAAGGGCUUUUUAUAGAUAUAUAAAAGCAGACUGGGCAAUCUGACGUCACUCUGUAACUCAAGACAAAUUUCUCCAGAUUUUUUGUUUUUAUGUUUGUUUUUUUAGGGAUGAAGGGAUAUGAACAGAAUUUUCACGCAUACAAAAUGCUAUAUAAUAAAGUUUUGACUGCCAAACUACAAUGUCUAUAGGCACUCAUACUGCAUUGGCCCAUGUGUCUUGUUUGAAUAAAUCUUUCAAGAAAUAUAGCAUUUGUUAAUCGUA
Molecule: messenger RNA, 8903 nt
Organism: Maylandia zebra (zebra mbuna)
Lineage: Eukaryota; Metazoa; Chordata; Actinopteri; Cichliformes; Cichlidae
Product: protein shisa-8
Biological process (GO): regulation of AMPA receptor activity; regulation of short-term neuronal synaptic plasticity
Cellular component (GO): dendritic spine membrane; postsynaptic density; postsynaptic membrane
Source: RefSeq, a predicted model, not a curated record